UCCUUUACCCCUUAAUUCUUCCCGUUCUUCAACAUUUACCCAAGAUGGAUCCUUACACUGGCUGACCGUAGAGUCCCGCUGUCUGCGUGUUGUCAAGAACCCGAGCCCGUCUCAUUUUGUAGAUGCGUUCUGAUAAUCACUGUCAGUGUCAGGGAAGCCCCCCUGUAAGGGGCUCUGAGCAGCUUAACUCUCCCCCCAUAUGGCAGCUGAGAUAAAUCCUCAGUUCUGCAGGGCAGGAGCGCAGGGAGCGAACAAAUCAACAGCAGAAAGCCAGCCAGAGAAGCUGAGAACGAUGCUACAGCUCUUUGCGUUUGGCUGAGACGGUGACUGAGCUGAGAGCUGACGCCUUACGGGGGGUGGAUGGAGAGAAGAAGGAACACCAGACCUGGGGUCCUGCAGUGGACUCCUGCUCCCCUCCCAAGCCCCCCCGCCGCUGAUCUGACAUCCGAGGAUUCCUGGGAGGAAGAGGAGGAUGAAAACCAGGAUGAUUUUGUUAAGCAGAUGGAUGAAGAUGGCAUCAUUGGUCUGUCGGAGGCACUGGAGGAUUGGGAACUGGGGGGGCCUCUUAGUUGCAGUGAUCCCGGCACCCCAGAGGAAGCGCCUCCUAGUGGAGGUGUUACGGAUCAUCAGGUUCUGGACCGCCGCUAUGGCAUGAAGGGUGGGCUACAAGCUUGGACAGAAGAUCAGACACGGAGGCAGAGACAGAAUGAUGAUGAGCAAGUGAGGAACGAUACUAGAAAAAGAAACAAACUCCCUCCCAGGUCAGAAGAGCUGGAAGCCACAGAUGGUUUGUCUUCUAAAUAUUUCAUGUCUGAUAUAAAUCCUGCUGAAAGCGCCGACUGUCUGGUAUCCGAGCCGGCGGUCACCGCCUCCUUUCUACCUCACCUUUACCACUUCACCGAGGAGGAGCUGGCUGCAGCUCCACUAAUCGAAGCAGAAACCUUUCCAGACAUGGGCUUCACUGAGACCGAGUCUCUCUGCAGUCAUGCAAGCAUGAAAUCCAGUCCUCGGUGUUCGGACACGACGCUCAGGGGUUCCCUUCAGCCAGCGGCGUCGCCUCCUGAACAAGUUGAGCUGGAGAAGGUUCCUACAGAAGGAUCAGGAAAGCAGAAAGCAGAGCGCGCUCCUGUAGCUAUGGACUCAGGCACACGUUCCCUCGGCAGAACCCAGAAAGACCCGACACAAUCCAAACAGCCGAGCAAAGGUCAGGAUAGAUGUCCAAGGACUCCUGGAGCUGGAAACACUCCUGCAGCAAUGGAGGAUUUCAGAAGAGCAUCUCUGAGUCGUCAAAGGCCCGACUUCUCCAAGGUGGAACCCAGGGUUCAGUUCCCUAAACGUGGCUACAAGCCUCCAAUAAGCAAGCACUCAUUAACGAGGACGCCCUUGUCCUCUGAGCCCCCGAUGGGGUAUAAAUCCCCCGCUGACAUCGUCAAGGAAGUCCUGUUUACCAACACUGACGGAUCCUCCGGUCCCAACACUCCCACCGGCGAUGCCAACUCCACCGUCCCUCCAGAGUUCAGGUGUCAGCAGGAGGACAACACUCUGCUCCAGCAGCUUGAGGAAAACUACAACAGACUGCUGACCAAGUUAGCAGACGCAGAGAACACCAUCGAUCGUUUCCGUCUGGAAGCCAAGGUAAACCUGUACUCGGACUCUCCAAAAGCCGGUCACAUGGUGCAUUCUGGGCUCACUCGUAACGCUUCAAACUUGAUGAAUCUAGAUUUUUCUCAUGCUCAGAGGGCUGAGGUCUGCUCUACUGGACAAGAAAAGCCAGACGCCUCGGCGCCGCAGCCGGAGCAGCAGCUCUCCAGCGUCCUUUUCCAUCAGUCUGAGAAGUUCCUCCAGCAACUGCAAACUUUCGAGGAUCUCCUUCAGAGUGAUAAACUCACAUCUUCCGACACACUAACCGGUCUUUCUCAGCUUUCUGAGGGGCUGAACUUUUUAGAGCGGGGCUACCUUCUAGCUCGAGACGAACACAGACUCCUACAGCAGAGAGGAGAGGAAACCUGCGCCUUUGACCCGGAACGGGAGCUGGAGGGUCUGGUCUUUCAGUGUGGGAUGCGUGUGGAUGAGCUGAAGGAGCAGGUGAAGCACGCCCCCUCACCUGAUCCGUCUGAAGGAGCAGAAAUGAGCCCGACUCACCCGCAGAGUCCGCCUGAACCUGUCCGGAUCGGACCUGGUACUGCAGCAGAACCAGAGCUGAGCUCAGGUAGUAGAAAAAGCGACAAUGAGGAUGAUGACGAUGAUGAUGAUGAUGAUGAUGAUGAUGAAGAAGAAACUCUCAAGCACAUCUACUUCAGACCUUCGAUUUGCAAAGACAAGCUUGUUGAGCAUGAACAAACUCAGCCACUGGAUCACGACCGAACACUGCAGCAGCAUUUUAGACCACCUGCUGCUCCAUCCUCCUCUUUAAACACCCCAACCAAACACGCCGGGGAGAAAGAAGAGUGGAAAGGUCAGAGAGAUGGAAACAAUGAAGUCCUGGAAACUUGGGCACCGAGAAGAGUGGAAUCAGAGCCGCACUCUCCACUCUAUUCAAGCCAACAGCGUAGCUCCGUGACCAGCCUUCCGUCAUGCAGCCCGUCCUCCACACCCCCGGCUCCGUCCGCACGCAUCAGAGUAAGGCUGGAGAGGAGAACGUCUCCCAGCAGCAGUUUGAGCAGCCUGACGGACGUCACAUCGGAACGGAGGAGCUCCAAGGUCCAAACGGGAAGCAGGAAGGUGCCGUCUCAGGAUCGGAUCAUCUCUCCAGAAACGGACAGCGGGUUUGUGGGUUCAGAAAGCAGCCGUCUGACUCCUGCAGCAGUUCCCAGUCUUCGCCACCAGAGGGCCUCAGUGGGUGUUUCAGCGCCUCAGGACAGAAACUCUAGGAGACCUCAGUCGGCGCCUCUGUCACUCAGUCAGCUGGAGCAGGAGCCAACAGGGGGCCCCUCGCUCGCCCCCAAUCAAAGGGGGAGAAGCAGACGAAGGAGGCGCAUCUUCUCCUCCUCUCCUCAGAACUGCAUCAGGCAGAACAAACAGACCAGAGUUGACAACGGAGCCACUGAUCCCUGGAUCAUGAGUGACUUGUACUCAAGUACAAGUAAUGCUCAGUCGGCCGCUGAAGAGCAGCGGAGUCGCCUCUUCACUGAAUCUCCAUGCAGCUCAGCCUCGCCGCCAGCUGCCCGCCAGCGCCAUGUUGACCCCCAGAGAGCGCCAGACUCCCGCCGGGGGGCGAAUCACAAGGAAGCGUUCGUGACACUUCAAGCCAAAGAAGAGCGACUGAAGGGGAAACUGGACGUCCCUCUGAGGAAUGAGAAGCGUCUCAGCACAGUAACAGCAGCCGCCUCAGCUCAGAGGAGCUGCUCUCCUCUCCACACACCCUCACCUUCCAUCAGGGAGUGUUGGAGCGACGUCAGCCUGGGGAGGAGAUCGGUUCAGGCCGUCUCUGAGAUCGAGCCGGAGUCUGUUUGGAGAGCAACGAGAGAAGAAGAACUACAGCAACAAAGUCAUGUCUUGAGGAGGUCAUUUCUGGAGCAGCCUCAGCCUCAGGUGUCCAGAUGUACCCAAACGUCUGUAGCAGCGCACAGCUUCUCUCCGCUGAACGUCCGCAGCAGGAACACGCAGACAUGGUCUUCCUCUUCUCCUCAUGAAGCAGAUGAACCUGAUGAUGAACCUUCAUCUUUCCACACAAUACCUGCCAAACGACCACUUGGUGGCAGCAGAGAGCCGUCAGAUCCUCCUCGUUGCUGCCACGCCAUCUGUGGACGCCUCAAACUGCACGGAUGCACAGAUUCAGAUUGCUGCAGGCGUUGUCCCUCCACUCGCUUCAAGCACCGACUGGCUGAGUCCCCGGACAGCGCCUCCACCAGGAGGUACACUGCAGCUGCGGUUUCACCCUCAGCCAUGCAGUACGUGCCCUUGUACCCACAGCAGCUUCUACUGUGCUCCACGCCCCUGUACGCGUCUCCUGACCACGUCCCGGACUCCCACUCACGACCGGGACGCUCCAAAGAGAAAAGAGGGCGGAGAGGACGCUCGCACUCUGUUGACAGUCACCACUCGCUGGACAGAGCCAACAAAUGGGCAGAACGCAUGAAACGCACAUCCAGACAAAUGGUUCUUUCUACGGCGUCAGAUCUGCGCCAACACAGGCUGCUCACUCAGUACUGCACCUCCUAGACUCCAGAGGACCAUAAACCGAGCAGCUCAGGUCGGCUCCCGCCUCAAACAACUCAGCCAAAGUGAAUAAAAACAAUAAACGUUCCACUCUGUAACAUUUCUUUGGUUUAGUACACUCAGGAAACACUCCUGUAUAAAUCAUGUUGGUGUAAAGGAAUUAGUUUCAUGUUUACAUCAGAUGACGUGCUGCCAUACUGGUAUAACUCACUUCUGAAGCACUGCAGAUAAUUCUGGUCUUACUUUGAUAGUUUUUGUGAAUCCUUUUCUGUUUUUAUAGAUUAUCUGUUUUCUUGUUUGUAGAAAUCUGAAACUAACUUCACCAUCAAGGAUAGUUUAUUGUACAUAAAUGUUUUUUUUUACGGUCUGAUUCUGUGCCUUAAGUCUGUGCCUGCUGAGAUCAGCAUUAUUUCAGGAUUUGAGCUCAACGUUAUUUUACAUGUAAUCAUGUGACCAACUGCACUUUAAGAUGGGCUUUGUGGCUGACGACCCGCCCACGUCUACACGCACCAGCAGAUGGCGUCGCCUGCCCUGACGGUUUUAGUUUACAGGUGAGUCAGAACUUCAUGUUUGAGACAGAAAACUGUUUAAAACCUGGAAUGGUUUUAAAAUUUUACGUACCACUUUAACCUUUUAACUUUUUUCUUAUGUUUUAACAGCAAAUUUCAUUGUUCGAAUUGUCAAAAAACAGUCAAAUUUAUUUAGAAAUUGCAGGUGAAGUGAAAGGAUAAGGACAUAUUUUUGAAAAACAAAAUCUAAAAAGUGUGAUGUGUGUUUGUAUUCAGUGUAUUCAAGUAGAACCACCUUUUGCUGUAGAUGCAGCUCCAUCUCCUUUAAGGUUUGUCUGUAACAGCGUUCCACAUCUAGAGACUUAAAAUGCUGCCUGUUCUGAAAAUGGGUUAAGCUCAAUAAAAUUGGAUGGAGAGUCUGUGAUUUUCACGUCUUGUCACAGAUUCUUUAUUGGAUUUAGGUCUGGACUAUGACUGGGGCCAUCCUAACACAUGAGUUAGCUUUGAUCUAAACCAGAAGUGGCCCAGGAGCCAUUUGUGGUCCUCAGAAUAAUGUUUUUAGCCCCAAACCACAGUUUAACAAUGGUACAAAUUACUUACUUGGCUUUCUCAUUAAUGCUCUCCUUGCCCAGCCUGUUGGUUCAGAUGGACAGCCAUGUCUUGGUAAUUUAUUAUUUUACAAUUUGUGAUGGAAAGACUGUGCAUGUCCGUUAAAAACAAACUUAAUAUUUACAUUUCCAUUCUACUUUACAGUUUUGCCAUAAUUCCUGUUUGUCUACCAAAAAGAAAAUCCCAAGAAUAUGUCAUUUUAUGGUUGUAAAAUAGUAAAAAGGGAAAUUUGCUGUGAAUACUUUUGGAAGAGGCAGUGAAAUGUCCAGCUACAGUUCAGCUGAUUCACAGCUGUUUUCUUUAAUGUCUUGUAACACACAAAAAUCAAUGUAGAUAAGAAUAAAUAUGAUUUUCAAUAACCUUUUUGGCCUUUGUAAUUAAAUUCACUUUUGUUGUUGAGGACCAAUACCACCAGAGUUUAGAGUUUAAAUUGAAUUUUUUUGGGUCAAACAAAUUUAAACCCGAAGGAACAAUUUUUUUUUUUUUUUUUUUUUUUUACUUUUCAGGCUAAAAAGUAAAAGACUGUAAUAUGUAAUGGAAGCCAAUUUAUUAGACAGCCUUGGUACAUAUCGGGUACACAUGGAAGUACUGUUUGUGCUUACACACUCGCAAACAUAAAAACCCAAUAAGGGAAACAGUUGUAGGACAGACUGUUAUUUUUCUCUGAUAAAUUACUUUUAAAUAAAUAGGUGACUGGGCAGAAUAAAGCCUGUACAACAGUAAAUUAUAAUCAAAAACAAACUCAAGUAUUUGUGUCACAGAAAACUCGUAGUGCAAUAUACAACUUGUUUGGCCAGGAAAGAGGCUACAGGAGGGAGGCAAUAUCACGUAGGUUCAGUUUGAUUUUUAUCCUUGCAAAGCCAUUCAACUUUAGGGAAGGGGCUUACAUUGCACCAGAGGAAAAAACAGACAAAGUAUAAAUAUUUGACCUACUUUACCUCUAACAUCUACAGCUAAAACAGUCACAAACACCAUGGCUUCACAUUAGCAAUUUAAAGAAAAGGUUUCACUACUGCACUGUUUUAAAAUAAUUCACAAUUCAACAGUAAGACGCUUAAACAGCAACAUAUGGCAGAUACACAACACUACUCAGUGCAUGGCCCAGUGACAUUAUCACUAAUGAUAAGACCUUAAUCUGACAGGAUACAAUACUGAAACACAAUUGGACCUUUUUUUAAGGAUUACUCUUUAAAUAUCAGCAAGCAACAGCCUUUUUAACAAUAAGUCUUCUGUUAGAGUGGAAAAAGGUUUGGUGCAGGAAAUUACAAUAAGGGCAGUCGGAGGAGGAAUGAUUUUUAGCUUACACAUAACUUUUUUUUUUUUUCCCCGCCUUCGCUUCCUUAUCAAGCUUAUUAGGCAAAUAUUUGAACCAAGAACUUGUUUGAGUAUCAAACACAGAGCAUAAA
Molecule: messenger RNA, 6682 nt
Organism: Fundulus heteroclitus (mummichog)
Lineage: Eukaryota; Metazoa; Chordata; Actinopteri; Cyprinodontiformes; Fundulidae
Gene: akna
Product: AT-hook transcription factor
Exons: 24
Coding region: 361-4161 (1266 amino acids)
Biological process (GO): neuroblast delamination; neuroblast division in subventricular zone; epithelial to mesenchymal transition
Cellular component (GO): centrosome
Source: RefSeq, a predicted model, not a curated record